Megalopta genalis is the source of this 2498-nucleotide messenger RNA. Its product is annotated as esterase FE4. Lineage: Eukaryota; Metazoa; Arthropoda; Insecta; Hymenoptera; Halictidae. The record is from RefSeq and is a predicted model, not a curated record.
CGAUUAAAAGUUAAAUGAUUUAAUGGCUAAUUUUUCAGUUUCCACGAGUCUCUGUUUCCUUUCUUGCUACAAUGACGCGUGAGUGAAAAGUACGCUUUCUCUUUCCGUGUGCGAUCAAAAAUCAAAUAAUUUAACGGCUAAUUUUGUAGCUAAACACUCUUGGCUCGCAUUUGACUCUGCAUCCGCCGGGCGUAAAAUUAUUUAGCGAGGUCCGUUGUCCUGGAAAGUUGAUCAUAAUUUUCGCGUGGAAUUGGCGACGUUUCGCAGGCGCGCAGACAUCGUCGUCGUUGUUGUUCGUGAAAUUUAUGCACCACCGCGUUCCAUAAAUCUUUCGCAUUUACAUUAUUCUGCCGAAAUCAUCGUCGCGCGCGUCAACAAUGUAGCUAACGGAUAAACGAAACCUGCCCAUUCAUUUAUUAUGGUCGGAUCACGUUUGAUACGUUGUUGACACCGAUCUUCGCGGCGCACGGUCCCCCUGAAGCUGUCCCGUUUACGAACUGUGUAUCGGUCUGACGUCACCGUUCCUGAUAUCCAAGCUCUCUCACGAUAAGCAAAUAUGUAUAUAUAAGAUCGCGAUGCAGACGCGAUUCACGUCGUGCACCAAAUCUAUCCGCAGAACACAGUGGUCCGUUGUGAACAAGUUGAUUAGGCUCCAGUCGACAAUGUCCGAUCCGAUAGUCACGGUGAAGCAGGGAAAGUUGCGAGGCGCCGUUCAGGAAAACGUCCUCGGUCUUGGUCGCUCUUUCAUCGCGUUUCACGAGAUACCGUUCGCUGCUCCUCCUGUCGGCGAUCUCAGAUUCAAGGAUCCGCAACCACCGGCACCAUGGACCGAUGUCAAGGACGUUCGGAUACCUCAUGGGAGGCGUUGCACGCAAUUACACGAACUCGAUGUCGAGAGAGUAACUGGCCAAGAGGAUUGUCUUUAUCUAAACGUUUACACCAAUUCGCUCCAAGAAUGUAAACCAGUGAUGUUCUGGAUCCAUGGAGGCGCGUUCCGUGUAGGAAGUGCCACCUUUCUAGAGAAGCAGCCUGACUAUUUGCUGGCGAAGGACGUCGUGGUUGUUUCGACUAAUCACAGACUCGGCGCUUUCGGUUUCUUGAAUCUGGGCCACAAAUUAGCACCGGGCAACCAAGGACUGAAGGACUUGAUCGCUGCUCUGGAAUGGGUCAAGGAGAACAUCGCGAAUUUCGGUGGUGAUCCGAACAACGUUACAGUUUUUGGCGCUAGCACCGGAGGAGUGUUGUGCCACGCAUUAUCAGUGUCGCCGCGAGCACGAGGACUGUUCCACAAAGCGAUCCUACAGAGCGGAUUGCUGAAUUGUUCGUGGGUUAUGAAUCAAAGCCGACCGGAGCGCUGUUUCAAGCUCGCCAAGCUGCUCGGCAAGGAUUCCACCGAUCCCGAAGAAGUUCUUCGAUACCUGCGCACCAUCGACGCCAAGAAAAUCGUGAAGGCUUACGAAGGCAUUCUCGAAGUCGAGGAACUAAAAGCGUUAGACCUCCCCUUUGGACUGAAUCCCGACUACAUGGCGGACGAUCCAGUCUUGCCGUUUCCUCUGGAAAAGAUGAUCACCAUGGACACGACUGUUCCUGUUAUUGUUGGAUACACGUCGCACGAGUUUCUGAUGUUUAUGAAAGGUGAUACGACGCCGCCGUCGAUAAGGAGGUUCAACGACUGGUUACCGCUAACGGUGAAAAAAUUGGCUUCGUUGAAAAAUCUCAGCCCUGAGAAAACCAAAAAAUUGUACGCGACCGUUAAAGAAACCUAUUUAAAUGGAAUGCCGAUUACCAUGGAUAACAUGGACGAAUUCGUGCGUUACGUAAGCGACUGUUAUUUCGGCAUUCCUGCGAAAAUAUUUGUAGAGGACCGGGUGAAGAGAUCGACACCGCCCACUUACUUUUAUGUGUACACGUACGUCGGUACUCAGAUAACGCACACGGACGCGCUGGUCAAACGUGUCAUCAAGGGAGCAUCGCACGUCGAUGAAAUGGCGUAUCUGUUUUAUCUGGCUUCCCUGAGAACCGACGAUCCGGAACCACCAGCGGUAGGAACGAAGGAUAGAACGAUGAUAGAACGUUUAACUACCAUGUGGACCAAUUUCGGUAAAACAGGAAAUCCUACGCCGUGCCUCGACGAGCACAUCAAAGUCAUCUGGGAGCCUGUGACGGAGAACGAUAUUAGGUAUUUGGAGAUCGGCGAUGAAUCCGUGAUGGUUUCUAUGAAGCCACACAUUUUCAGUUCGUAACGAAUACAUUUUCACCGACUGCGAAGCAACGACUGGAUCCCGCGGAUUUUUCUACGGAAGAAAAAUUGUCCGCAUGAACCGCGAGUCACUUAUUUCUGUCUUUAGUAAUUACAACGAGCCGAAUAUGGGUCCGGCUGUGUUUUUCAAUUUCACAAAUAUUUCUAUUCCUUUACAAUUGAUUCUACUUAUUUUUGUGAGAGAUGAAUGCGAUCCGCGGUCGCUGUUUACAAUAAAGUUUUGUAUUAUUAACGUUAA